This is a messenger RNA of Cokeromyces recurvatus, 1556 nucleotides long. Its product is annotated as Alpha/Beta hydrolase protein. Lineage: Eukaryota; Fungi; Mucoromycota; Mucoromycetes; Mucorales; Mucoraceae. The transcript is spliced from 7 exons. Gene Ontology annotation, biological process: medium-chain fatty acid biosynthetic process; medium-chain fatty acid catabolic process. The record is from RefSeq and is a predicted model, not a curated record. Gene Ontology annotation, molecular function: monoacylglycerol lipase activity; acetylesterase activity. The coding region runs from base 41 to 1267 and encodes 408 amino acids.
GACAAUUCGUAGACUCCUUUUUUCUACUCUUUCUUCUAUAAUGAGUAAAGUUAAACUUUUUCACAAUAGUCAUCCUGUCGAUCUUUAUUUACCAAAUGCUGGUAAUCGUAAAAUCUCUUUGACGGAUUACAUUACCGAGACAUGUCCAUCGCUUGUUGGACCAAAAGCCGUCUAUAACCCAACUCCUUAUUUAUUUAAUGGGCAUUUGCAAACUGGGUAUGCUGCUUUUUAUAAUCAUGCUCCUACUGUAAAUGCUGUUACUUAUGAAAGAGAGUUUGUAGAUACACCUGACGGAGGUACUUUUGCGUUAGAUUGGGCACGUACAAAAGAGAAUCUAAAAGAAGAUGAAACACCUACAUUGGUUGUAUUACAUGGUUUAACUGGUGGUAGUCAUGAAUCAUAUAUUCGUUGCUUAUUAGAAAUAGUUACAUAUCCACCUUUCAAUUACCGUGCUGUAGUAAUGAAUUCUCGUGGCUGUGCUAACAGUGAAAUUAAGACACCUCAAAUGUAUAGUGGUGGCUACACAGAUGAUUUUAGAGUGGCCAUUCAACAUAUUCAAAAACGAUUAGCACCUAAUACACCUUUAGUUGGUAUUGGAUUUUCACUUGGCUCUAAUGUUUUAGUUAAAUAUCUUGGAGAAGAAGGCGAUAAAACACCCUUAAAGGCUGCAAUUUCAGUCGCGAAUCCUUUUGAUUUUAGACUUUCAAUGGAACUUUUAAGUCAAUCAUAUAUUGGUAGAAAAAUUUAUUCCCCUAAAAUGGCUCAAAACUUAAAAAAUACUUUUGCUAGACACAUGGACAUUGUAGUUAAAGGUGGAAAAAUCAAUCCAGAUGAGGUCAUGGCCGCACAGACAAUUCAAGAAUUUGAUGAAGCGUGUACAAGGAAAAUGUUUGAUUAUACGACAGUUAAUAAUUAUUAUCGUGACGCAAGUUCCUGUCGUUUUAUUGAAUUUGUAAAGAUACCAUUAUUAUGUCUAAAUGCCUUAGAUGAUCCUAUUGCUGCAGCAGAUUGUAUUCCUUAUGAUGAAAUUAAAACAAACCCAAAUGUUGUGCUUGCUACUACAGAUUAUGGUGGACAUUUAGGCUGGUUUGAAAAUGUAAAAUAUCCUACAAGAUGGAUGGUCAAGCCACUUACUGAAUUUAUUGUUGCCAUGUUCCAGGCUUAUGAUGUUAGAAGUGUACAAGGAGAGCAUUUUAAUGCAGAAGCUGUUGACAAUAAGAUAGAUGAUAUUCAAAGUCAAGUAGAAGGUACACCCCAAAUUGCUUAAUUAUUGUUACUAUUAUGUCUAUUUUAAUUAAUAAAUAAAAAAUAAUAAUAUAAUAUAUAUACAUAUACCAUUUAUUUGAAACAUAUCAAAUAAUAAAUAAUGUCUAUUCUUAGCAAUUUUAGAUAAAUUCUAUUCUUUUCUUAAUGAAAAUCCAAGCGGAGAAGCUGCGAAGUAUAAUUAUUUAAUAACAAAUAAAAAAAAAUUGAUUCUUUUGUUAUCAUCCUUUUCUUCUUCUUCUUCUUGUUCUUAACUUACAUAAUGUAUCCACCGGAACAUUCACAAUUACCGC